CUUUAUGUCACACACACACACACACAGAGUAUCAAUCAGCUUCUGUGCUUUCCUCACAAGUGGCUGAAACAUUACCAUGGCUUGCAGGUCUGAGAGGUUGGGAAGCUGUCAGUGUAACAAAAACCCUGUGGAGAGCAUCCUUUUCCGAAUGCUGAAUACAGAUACACUACAGGCACAUAAGAAUCAACAUGAUAACCUCAAUCACAUCUGUACCAUGGCUAGAGGAUGCCCAUGUGAGGGCAACAAAAAGGUCUUGCUGAAAAAUCCUGAAGUGAUUUGCAAGAAAGCAUCUGAGGUGUUACUGAAGACUGUAGCGUUUAUUAGAAACUUACCUUCUUUUUACCAGCUACCCCAGGAAGACCAGAUCUUACUUGUACAUAAGUGUUGGGCUCCACUUUUUGUACUGGGGCUUGCGCAGGAAAAAGUUGAUUUUGAACUGCAAGAACUUACUGUCCCAAGCCUGUUGAAGACAAUACUUCUUAAUCAGCCAUCUACAGCUGGUCAAGUGACAAUGAAGUCUGAUGCAGGAGUACCACUAAUAGAAGUUCAGAGAAUACAAAUGUUUCUCUGUAAAAUCUGGAGUCUAGAUAUAUGUACAAAAGAAUAUGCUUAUCUAAAAGGCAUGGCGCUGUUUAAUCCAGGUAAGAUUUUGUCAAUGUAUUACAAUAUAAUUUUAAACAAAAUCGCACUCGGGUAAGAUUAAACUGAAUGUAAAAAAAUUUGAUAUUUUGCACCAGGAGAAACUUCCACGCCUUUCCAUAUUAUUUUCCAGAGAAUAUGUGUUUAUUAAUGCUUGUGUUUUAGUAUCCCAAUUAAGUAGCCAACUUUGGUCACUCUCGACUGGCUCUGGAACAUUGUAGUGGAGAACUCAUGUUAGGCAAGCUGUUAACCAAUGAGCUUCAAAGCUGGUUUGGGUCUGCAGCUAAACUAUGGUAGAAAAUCAGGUUUCAGUAAGUUCACAAUUGUUUUAUUAUUAUUAUUUUAUUAUUUAUAUAGUGCCAUCAGAUUCCGUAGCGCUUAUUCAGUGUUUUUACCUGGGGGAGUGCACAAUAUGAAUUGACACUAAACUCGCCAGUGGCUUUGGUGGAGAGUGACCCCUUGAAGUUGAACUACUGAAAAAGUCCAUAUUGAAACCUUAAUACAUUUAGGUUACUAAUUAAAAAAGAAUGCAUUUGGAAACAGUACUAAUAAUAAUUUACAAUCGUAGAAUAUAUAUAUAAACACUUUUGUUAAUAAGGCAUUCCUAAAAUGGGAUACUGCGCAGUUAAAAAAAUAUUUUCAACAUAUGUGCAGCCAUUAGUAGACAUUGUUACAUCUAACAAUAUAAAAGCUUCCAAUUUUAAGGAUAUAUCCUAAAAAGCUGCACAUCGUUAUCCCUGAAAAUAUACAAUAACAGAAUAGGUUUCCCUGUGAAUAAAGAGGCAAUUUGCCAAAUUAAUGGGUUACUAAUUUGAGAUCAGUCAAUUUUAUAGCUCACAAGAAUGUAAACUGCUCACAAAUCCCUUCAAAGAAAUAUUGUCCUGUCUAAGAACCUCCCCUCCAUAUGAAGUAUCCAGAUGCUGAGUUAAAACAAAAUGACAGAUCACCAUUUGCUAGAUACUGUAUUCCAUAUUCUGACGAUGGGAAUUAACAUUUUAUAUACUGGCCUAUAUAUUAACACAUUCUAACGUUGUUCCAUAUUGUUUUACAUAAUGCAGAGUAGUGUUGGUUUUCAUUUAUGUGCUAAUUUGUAUGACAUUCUAUUUGAUUUUACAUUUUGUUACGAAGUGCUCAAUGUUUAAAAUGGUAUGAAUAGGAGAAUCAACUGACAGUAUCUAGGUUUUACUUUCACUGGUAAACUGACCACUUUUGUGCUUUAUAUUGAACUAUAUGUUCCCACUCUACAUUGAAAGACUCCAAAACAUAAAGCAGAAUAUCUAUGGUUUAGUUCAAUUAACUGUUCUACUAACACUGUUAUUAAAGUAAAAUUGGGCAUAUACACUACAUAGUGUGAAAUGCUCAUAUUGUAUAUGCUAGCCUGGCUUUUAUUACUAUACAAUUAUAAGGCCUUGAACUUUCAUAAGUGCAAUUUAAAUAACUAUAGAAUACAUUCUAGCAAGAAGGUAAACAAGUUACUGAUAUUUCACCAAAUGUCCCAUGUUGAGUUGCAAAACAACAAGGGUUGCUGGGAGGGAUGCUGUGAUAACACAGUCUCUGUGGAGCCUGGGACCUGUGAGAGCUUGUAUGGCAGUGAUGGCGAAUCUUUUUGAGCCAGAGUGCCCAAACCGCAAUACAUGCCAACUUUUUCAAAGUGCCAACAUGGCAAUUAAACCUGAAUACUGAGGUUUAAGUUUAGAAAAAACAACUCCUACAGUUGUCCGAACUAAUUCUCCUCUUCUCUCCCCCAGCAUCUUCCCUUCUCUACCCACAGCAUAUUCUCCUCCUCCUCUCCCCUUCUCCCCCCCAGCAUCUCCUUCUCCUCUCCCCAGAUUGUCCUCCUCCUCCUCUCCCCCAGAUCCUCCUGUUCUCUCCCCCAGAUUCUCCUCCUUCUCAUCUCCCCCAGAUUCUCCUCCUUCUCAUCUCCCCCAGAUUCUCCUCUUCUCUCCCCCAGCAUCUCCUCCUCCUCUCCCCCAGCAUCUCCUCUUCUCUCCCCCAGAUUCUCAUCUUCCUCUUCCCCAGCAUCUCCUCUUCUCCCUUUCUCCCCCAGCAUCUCCUCUUCCUCUCCCCCAGAUUUUCCUCUUCUCUCCACCCAGCGACUCCUCUUCUCUCCACCCAGCAUCACCUCCUCUUCUCCCUCAGAUUCUAUAAUCUCCCCCAUAUUCUCCUCUUCUCUCCCCCAGAUUCUCCUCUUCUCUCCACCCAGCAUCAUCUUCCUCUCCUCUUCUCCCCCCAUUAUCUCCUCCUCCUCCUCUCCUCCAGCAUCUCAUAAUCCUCUUCUCCCCCAGUAUCUCCUCCUCCUCUCCCCCAGAGUUUCCUCUUCCUUUCUCCCCAAGCAUCUCUUCCUCCUCUCCCCCAGCUUCUCCUCUUCUCUCCACCCAUAUUCUCUUCUCUCCACCAGCAUCUCCUCUUCUCUCCACCCAGUAUCCUCCUCCUCUUAACCAACAUCUCCUCCUCUUCUCUCCACCCAGCAUCUCAUCUUCUCUCCACCCAGCAUCUCAUCUUCUCUCCACCCAGCAUCUCAUCUUCUCUCCACCCAGCAUCUCAUCUUCUCUCCACCCAGCAUCUCCACGUCCUCUCCCCCAGUAUCUCCUCUUCCUCUCCCUCAGAUUCUCCUCUCCCUUUCUCCCCCCCAGCAUCUCCUCCUCCUCUCCCUCAGAUUCUCCUCCUUCUCUUCCCCAGCUUCUCCUCGUCUCUCCACCCAGCAUCUCCUCUUCUCUCACCAGCAUCUCAUCUUCUCUCCCCCAGCAUCUCCUCCUCCUCUCCCCCAACAUUUCCUCCUCUCCCUCCAGCAUCUCAUCCUCUUCUCUCCCCCAGAUUCUCCUCUUCCUCUCCCUUUCUCCCCCAGAUUCUCCUCCUCUUCCUCUGCCUUUCUCCCCACAGCAUCUCCUUGUCCUCUCCCCCAGAUUCUCCUCCUCUUCUCUCCACCCAGCAUUUCCUCUUCCUCUCUCCCAGAUUCUACUCUUCCUCUCCCUUUCUACUCUUCCUCUCCUUCUCUCCUCCAACUUCUCCUCUUCUCUCCCCCUAGCAUCUCCUCUUCUCUCCCCCUAGCAUCUCCUUUUCUCUCCACCCAGCAUCUCCUCUUCUCUCCCCCAGAUUUUCCUCUUCUCUUCCCUCUGCAUCUUCCCUUCACUACCCCAGCAUAUCCACCCUCCCCUAGUAUAUCCCCCUCUCCCUCUCAGCAUUGUUUUGGUGCAGGUGGGGAUGGGGGUUUGAAGUCCACCCAGGCUGCUCCCUCCGCUGAGGCCGCUGGGAAACAGAAAAUAACUUUAAUCAGGUGCUGGCGCCUGAUUGACAUAAUUUCCUGUCUCCCGGCAGCAUCAGCAGAGGGAGCAGUGCUGGAACAGCUUGCAGUCCUCCAUCCCACCCACCGACCCGCCAGUGCCAUCUUAACAACAUUAAAGGCCCCAGGGCAAAGCAGUGCACUGGGUCCCUGCCUACACACAACUCACAGGAAUAAAAAUGCUGUACUGUGUGUGUGUGUGGGGGGGUACUGUGUGUGUGUGAUAGGAGGUGCUGUGUGUGGGGCGGUGCUGUGUGUGUGUGAAAGAAGGGUGCUUUGUGGGGAGGGUGCUGCAAAUAUAUUAUUAAAAUCUUUAUCCCCCCUCCCUUCUUCUUACCUUUGGUGAAGGAGGGGGGGGGGCACAGCCAUCCCUGGUGGUCCGGUGGUGGUAAGUAUGUAGGACAGGUUCUGCAGCUCUCCUGCCCUCCCGUGCGCAGAAUGCUGUGUGGAGCGUUGCCAUGGUAACGCGCGGCAAUGCUCCACACAGCCUGCUCUCAGGAGGACAGGGAUGCUGCUUCCCAGAUCCCUCUCCCUGCUUCCGGGUCCUCCCGACACGAAAGCAGAGUAGGCACCUGCCGUUUUGGGCAGGCAGGUGCCUACUCUGCUAUGCUGCCGUCCGGUGUAACCAGUGCCAGCGGCGCCCUCCCCCGGCGACCCAUGCCAUGUGCCCACAGAGAGGGCCCGGCGUGCCACCUGUGGCACACGUGCCAUAGUUUCGCCAUCACUGUUCUAUGGGAAGCAGAAAGCAGGUCAACCACUAAUGAAAGCUUCUUAAGACCCUAGUACUUACCUAAUAACUGUGCCCCAAAAUAAACAUCUUUAAAUUAGUAAAGGAGGAGACUAUAUUUAAAAGAAGAAAAAGUACCACAACAAGAGGACAUAGUCUUAAAUUAGAGCAGCAAAGGUUUAAAAAUAAUAUAGAGAACUUUGAAACUUUACAGAGAGGGUAGUGGAUGCAUGGAAUAGCCUUCCAGCUGAAGUGGUAGAGGUUAACAUAGUGAGGGAGUUUAAGCAUGCAUGGGAUAGGCAUAUGGCCAUAGGCGUGCGCAGCCUAUUGCAUUAGGGUGUGCACCCUAAAGCACAAGCACACGCCGCAUAUAUAUAUAUGUAUAUAUGUAUGUGUAUAUGUAUAUAUGUAUGUGUAUGUAUGUAUAUAUAUAUAUAUAUAUAUAUAUAUAUAUAUACACACAUACACACACUGCUGUGUGUGUGUGUGUGUGUGCUGUGUGAGGGUGAUGUGUGUGUGUGUGUGUGACGAUGCUGGUAGUGUGCUAUGUGGGUGAGGGUGUUUGUGUGUGCGUGCUUGUGAGGAUGCUGUUAAUGUACUGUGUGUGUGUGCGCUUGUGAGGGUGCUGUUAAUGUACUGUGUGUGAGGGUGCUGUUAGUGUGUGUGUGUGUGUGAGGGUGCUGUUUGUGUGUUGUGUGUGAGGGUGCUGGUAGGGUGCUGUGUGUGUGUUGUUAGGGUCCUGUUUGUGUUUGUGAGGGUACUGUUAGUGUGCUGUGUGUGUGUGAGGGUGCUGUUUGUGUGCUGUGUGUGAGGGUGCUGUUUGUGUGCUGUGGGGUGCUGUAUGUGUGUUGGUGCUGUGUAUGUCUGUGGGUGCUGUAUGUGUGUGGGUGCUGUGUGUGCUGUAUGUGUGGGUGCUGUAUGUGUGUGGGUGCUGUAUGUGUGUGGGUGCUGUAUGUGUGUGGGUGCUGUAUGUGUGUGGGUGCUGUGUGUGUCUGUGUGUGUGUGUCUGUGUGUGGGUGCUGUGUGUGUCUGUGGGUGCUGUGUGUGUCUGUGGGUGCUGUGUGUGUCUGUGGGUGCUGUGUAUGUCUGUGGGUGCUGUGUAUGUCUGUGGGUGCUGUAUGUCUGUGGGUGCUGUGUAUGUCUGUGGGUGCUGAAUGUGUAUGUGCUGUGUGGGUGAUUGUGGGGGGUGGAGGUGGGGGUACAUUACUUGCUAUCCCCCCUCCCUUCUUACCUUUUGUAGGGAGGGGGGAUCGUGCUGCUGCUUCCUUCCCUGGUGGUCCAGUGGAGGAGGGGAUACUUGCUGCUGUGAUCCCUGGUGGUCCAGUGGAGAGUGAACUCUAGCCCCUGUGGGGCUAGAGUUCACUCUCGCGAGAUUUGAGCGAGAGGAACCCGGCGGAGCUGCCGGCAAUAGCUCCGCUGGGUCCUCUCCUGCCUCCCUCCCUGCAUGUGGGUCAGUGGGGAGGGAGGGAGGCUGAGAGCAGAGCCGGCGCUCGGAUAGCGCCGGCUCUGCAUGAGCCCGUGCGCACGCCUAUGCAUAUGGCUAUCCUAGACUUAAGAUAAGGCCAGGGAAUAACUAAAGUAUUUCGCAAAAUUGGGCAGACUAGAUGGGCCGAAUGGUUCUUAUCUGCCGUUACUUUCUAUGUUUCAAUGUUUCUAAGUCCUCAAAUACAAAGAAAAUUCCAUGGGUCUUCUAUUUCUAGUUUUCUCACAGUUUUUUUUCAUUUUAUUCAUAAUAAAUUAUGUUUUAUAUAUAAAUAUUUGAUAUGAAAUGAAAGCCCUGUUUCUCCUGAACAAAAUGAUAUAUAAUAAGGGUGGGUGCAUUUAAUAUGAAAGAGGUGAAUUACGGUUGAACAGACAUAUAGCGCAAAUUCCAAUUUUUGUUUACAUUUAGUUUUGAUCAGAACGUGUACUAUUGACUCCGUCCUGAAGGGGUUAAUCCCCACACUAGCCUAAAUAUAUUUAUGCUAACUAUAACUUGAAAAUAUCAUGUGAGACAAAAGAUACACAAUAUAUACGUGUAUUGGGAAAAUACUCUCUUGGGUAUUUAAAGAAGUUUAUAAAUAAUAUUCUAUCUCCACCGUUCUUCUGCCAGCAUAUUACUAUUGGGAGUGGAGCUGAAUUAAUGGCAGCAAUUGCAGAUGUAACUCAUACCAAUAUUGGACAGACCAGGACAUACAGUAUAUGUCCCAUGCUGCCCUAAAAUUAAAGUAAACCUUUCUGUACCCUAUCACUAGCCUCAGAGGCGUAACUAGAAACCACUGGCCCCCCAUGUGUCUCAUUCUACCCAGCCCCUAUACAUGUCUCAUUCCCCCCGCCCCUCCAUGUGUCUCAUCUCCCCCCCUCCUCGGCUACACUACAAACAGAGACGGGCAAGAAGGGAGCGCUGUGCUGUGAGCCAUCUCAAUGUAUCUCUGGUUUUAAACCUGCAAGGUAAAACAUUCCCGUUCUGAAGGAAUUUCCGCAGAAACAGCAGAGUAAAACUUGACUAUUUCAAUCAGGUCUCAUAGAGACCUACCAAAAGACAGAUUCCCACAUUUUGUAGAACUACAAUGCCCAGUAUGCUUUGCAUGCGUUUAACACUGAUGGGAAGGCUAGUACCAGGCAGUGGUGUAUCCUGGUUUUGUGCUGCAGGCGUCCCCGCCCUGCGCCACCCCCUCCCAACCCUUUCCUCCUGCCCCGCCUUCUAAACACACACACACACAUUCACUGACAGAUACGCAUACACUCACUAACAGACACAAACACACACACACACACUCACUAACAGACACACAAACUAACAGACACACACUGGUACCAGGUUCAUUGCCCUAUAGGCAAGGAAUUGUGCUAAGUUCAGCACUAACAUGGGCCAGACUGGCCCACCAGGAAAGCAGGACAUUUUUCAGAGGGCUGCUAUGGAAGUCUUAACCCCUUAGGACACAUGACAUGUGUGACAUGUCAUGAUUCCCUUAUAUUCCAGAGGUUUGGUCCUUAACUAAUUAUUUAAUUCAUACCUAAUUUCGUAUAGGGUGUAAGCUAUUGGCAGAACAUAUAUACACACCUCAGAAGAUAUGGAGCACUAUUUCAAAGAAAAUCCUGUGCACAGUUAUAUUGUUACAUUAGUUUGGAAGAAUCCGUGUAUGUGGGAGUAUCAAAGCAGAAACGCGAGAAGAGUUAAAUAACAUGCAUGGUAAUUUGGUUUUGCAGAUAUGAGCAAUUUAAUUUUAUAAUCACCUUGAAAGACCUUGGAGUGAAGGAGACUGGUAGAGCCAGGAGUUUUUUUUUAUCUCAGUUCAACCAGGACAGUCAUAAAAUGCAUUUUGUUUAUUAUGUGUAGUUUCCUAUCUUAUGUACUGAAUGAACUGUUUGAUUUGAUCUUGGAGUUUCUUGUCACAUGCAAAUGAACACAUGAUUGAUGAUGAUGAUGAUGAUGCUUUGGUAUCUGACCACAUAGUUAAUUUUAUUAGUCUUUAUUACUUAAAGAUAUACAUUUCCAAUAUGUUUCUCCAGUUAGUAUAUGUUUUAUAUUUCAGGGCAUUUCCCAUUGCUCUCCAGUUUUAAAGGAGCACUCUAAUCAGACCAUGUAUGAGGUAUUCUGUAUGAGGUAACAGAAGUGGCAGACAUAGACUAAAGUGCACAUGCCUUUAAAUCCCCUGGCUGUGUUACUGUAGCUGCUCCCGGCUAGGUCUUCUCAAUGAGUUGUACUUCAUUCUCAGUGAGAAACCUCUGAUUAAAAGGAAUGGCUAGCAACAGCUAAAAAUACUGGAUUUGCAGGUUUUGCAUGGUACAUUUUCAAAUACACCCAAACAUACAAAAUUAAAUAGAUGAAUGUUUUUUUUUAAGUGUUAUUAUACCAGAUAGUGAAAAAUAUAUAUUUUUUAGUUUUCAGUGGAGUGUUUCUCAAUCAAAGGUUCUCUAUCAAAUUUUCACAUAAAAUCUCAACACCCUAAGACUUAAAAUAUCUUUAAAUGGAUACUAUAGUCGCCAGAACAGUUAAAACGUAAUGUAGUGGUUCUGGUAUCUAUAGCCUGACUGUGGACUUUUCAAGUUAAACGCUGCCUUUUCAGAGUGUUUACAUUGUAGCCUAGUUGCACCUCUAGUGGCAGUCACUCAAAUUUUUCCUCGGUCAGUGCAGCACUGGCAUUCAGUUUCUCCAUGAUCUGCAUUGAUUCAGAACAUCUUUAUGAGAUGCUGACUGGUGCAGUGUUUUGCCGUAAUAGCCUCCCAAUGCUUUCCGAUGAGAAAUUUUAAUUGGCUGAGAUCAUCAAAAUUGAUUAUCUUAGCCACAGUGGGGGGUGAGACCAGAGUGGCGUGGGGAAAGGGUGAGUAAUAUCAAUGCUUCAGAGCAAUCUAGUGGGGCCAGGGACCUAAAUAUCCACAGAGUCACUAUAGUGUCAGGAAUACAUGUUCCUUUAAAGGAGGGGUGCCCAAAAGGUAGAUCCCCAGAUGUUUUAAAACUACAGCUUCCAUGAUGCUUUGUCAUUGCAAAGGCAUUCAAAGCAUAAUGGGAGUUGUAGUUCUACAGCUUCUGGGGAUCUACCUUUUUGGCACUCCUGCUUUAAAGCAAAACUAUGGGCAUCAACACAACGUUUAACACAAUUUAUUUGGCCUCAUUAUAUGUCCUAUUGUAUCCAUUCUCAAAUCUAGCCCACAGAGUUGCUUAGCGUGGACAGGGUCAAAGUCUUAUCUUUCUAAGCAACAGUUGUGUAUUGGCAUAACCCCUUAAGGACACAUGACAUGUGUGACAUGUCAUGAUUCCCUUUUAUUCCAGAAGCUUGGUCCUUAAGGGGUUAAAGAAACACUCCAAUACUAUAGCACCCUGCAGUGGCUAAGUGUUAUGAGUGCCCCAACAUUGUACAUAGCUCUGUCUAAAGUAGUGGAGACGGGAAACGACCAGUACCUGACAGACACCAGGCAAGAAGUCAAACAGUUCUAAAAUGGUUAAAUUGUUUGACUAGGGCUCCAGGUCAAGGCUCGCGCCUAUGGAACAGGCCCAUUAAUUUGCUCUUGCUUUGUGCAGAGAGCAUUAAGUAUGGAAACCUCGUAGGGACCAGGAGCUUCUGCCUGUUAGUAAGGAGAGGAGUGGUCAAGUGAGUGCUGGGCAACAUCAGAGAACUGUCCCAGAGAGCGUAGAGCAUGCACAUCAUUAGAUGUGUUUGGGCCAAGCUCAGGGUGCUGAAACGAUAUCUGUAUAGUUCAUCUUUAGUUGGCCGACCUAUGUGAUCGGCAGGAGGCCUGAUGUAUAUUCACAACAGGCUGACCUUUCAAUUCUUUACUCACUCCCUUUCUGGGCAGCUCAACCUCUUUGGGCAUCACAGUGACAGAAUUUGCAUCACUGGACCAUCUCCUUUUGUUCCACCCAUAGACGUCCUGCUUCAAUGUUGACGGAUAUGGUUUUGGUUGAGAGAUGACAUCAAGAGAUUAGCAUCGGGUAUGUGUAUUCUUAUAAAUGCAUCCAGUGAGUUUCCUCCAGCACCACCUCCUCCAGAUAUGAUAUUUAGGAGGUAUGGCUGUUUAAGUGUUAUCCAUUAAUAAGAUUCUGUAGUUAGGCCCAUCAUUAUGAUCUUCACCAGACUUAAUCCGGAACUAUAAGUCAAAGUGGGAGGAGUGAAAUUAUAAUCAGUGCUAAAGAUAUGGUUAACUUUUUAUUCUUUUUGCAUUCUGUGUUAAUAGUUGUUUCUUUUUGCCUUUUCUCUACAGGGAUUGAUGGUAUGCGAUUCCCUCAAUAUGUUCAGACUCUGCAGCUGGAAGCCCAGCGUACUCUCAUGGAGUUCACAUCAAUGAUGCACAGUACAUCAUAUUCUCGUUUGAUGUGGAUACUGGAAGCACUAGACAUUUUAAAAUCAGUUGACCCCAAAGUUAUUACGGAACUGUUUUUCAGGCCAAUCUCAGGAGAAAUCAAUUUGGAAGAACUCUUACUUGAAACCUUAUACAUUAAAUAUUAGAAAAUGAUAAGGGAAACAUGAAACCCGAGAUUCUUUGUUACUCUAUAUUACACUUUGAAUUUCAUUGAAGACCUUCCUGGAACACUGUCUUUAGUAAAGCACUUUGUAUUCUUAAAGGCUUCGUGAAAAGAAAUAAGCACUUCAUAGACUUAUAAUUAAAAAAUAAUAAUACAGAAAAUGUACAAAAGUUGGAUUUGUUUAAAAAAAAAGCGAAAAGUUUGCUGCUGUAAAUUAAUCCUGUUCUUACAAUAUUUUACUAAAUAUGAACACGAGCAUAUAUAACAUUUAGUUUUACCACUGACUGGAAAUGGAAAAAUGCAUGACCCUAUCAAACAGUGUUUUAACCAUUAUGGAUAUUUGUUCAGUGGAAUGUAUGGUCCUGUACAUAUUUAUCACAUCUUAAAUGACAACCUUUUUUUUUUUUUUUUAAAUUGCAACACAACUGGAUAUUAUUAUUACUAUCAAGGUUAUUCACUACAGUGAAAAGUCAAAGUAAAUUUCAAAUUUAAGGUCAUUAUUAUUUUUAUUAUUUAUAUAGCGCUAUCAGAUGCCAUAGUGCUGUACAAUGGGUUAAUAGCCAAACUGGAAAAAUUCCCUAUGCCAGCUAUGUUUUUAGUUUGGCUACUCAGCCUUAAAUUUUAAAUUCACUUUGAAUUCUCACUUUAGUAAAUAAUCCUGUAUGAUAUUUCUGUUUCCAAUAUGCACAACAGUAUGGUAAAAAUAGGCAAUAUAGCAUGCGAUUCAAAGAGGUGUUAAAUACAUGACUAAUGUUUCAAAAAAUGCACAUAUGAAACAUUUUAAUAUAAUCUACUGCUUACCAAUUGCUUAUAUUUACAACCGCAUAGACAAAAUUUAGAUGAAAAGAUUUAUUCACUGAACAGCAUAUUGUGGUGAACUAUAAACCAAAUUUAUGAAAACUCUGAAAUAGCUCAGAUGAUGUUUUCUAACAAUGGCCUUGAUAUAUUUUUUUAAGAUAAGUUUUUCAGUUUAUUUAAAAUUUUUAGGUCAACUUGUAAAAUUACCUUUUCAAAUUAUUAGAAUAUCAAAAAUAUAUCAUAUACAAAAAAUAUAUAUAUCAUAGCAUAUUAAAAUAUGAAAUAAUUUUAAAAGUUUAUCCAAAAAUAUUAAAGGGACACUGUAGGCACCUAAACAACUUUGGCUUGAUAAAGCAGUUUUAGUGUAUAGAUCAGGCAUAGGCAACCUUCGGGACUCCAGAUGUUUUGGACUACAAUUCCCAUGAUACUUUGUCAGCAUUAUGGGAGUAAGAGCAUUAUGGGGGAUGUAGUCCACAACAUCUGGAGUGCUAAAGGUUGCCUAUCCCUCGUAUAGAUCAUGCCUCUCAGGUUUCUCAAGUCAAAUCACUUUGUUUCUGUUUAUGAAGCAAUUGCCACACCACCCCUGGCUCUGAUUGACCCAGCCUGCAUAAAAAAAAUCUGGUUUCACUUUCAAUCUGAUGUAAUUUACCUUAAAGGGACACUAUAGUCACCUGAACAACUUUAGCUUAAUGAAGCAGUUUUGGUGUAUAGAACAUGCCCCUGCAGCCUCACUGCUCAAUCUUUUGCCAUUUAGGAGUUAAAUCCCUUUGUUUAUGAACCCUAGUCACACCUCCCUGCAUGUGACUUGCACAGCCUUCCAUAAACACUUCCUGUAAAGAGAGCCCUAUUUAGGCUUUCUUUAUUGCAAGUACUGUUUAAUUAAGAUUUUCUUAUCCCCUGCUAUGUUAAUCGCUUGCUAGACCCUGAAAAAGCCUCCUGUAUGUGAUUAAAGUUCAAUUUAGAGAUUGAGAUACAAUUAUUUAAGGUAAAUUACAUUUGUUUGAAAGUGAAACCAGUUUCUUUUUUCAUGCAGGCUCUGUCAAUCAUAGCCAGGGGAGGUGUGGCUAGGGCUGCAUAAACAGAAACAAAGUGAUUUAACUCCUAAAUGACAGUGAAUUGAGCAGUGAAAUUGCAGGGGAAUGAUCUAUACACUAAAAUUGCUUUAUUUAGCUAAAGUAAUUUAGGUGACUAUAGUGUUCCUUUAAACAAUUUUAUCUCUUGCUCUGUAAAUUAAACUUUAGUCACAUACAAGAGGCUCUUGCAGGGUCUAGCAAGCUAUUAACAUAGCAGGGGAUAAGAAAAUCAAAAUUAAACAGAACUUGCAAUAAAGGAAGGAUAAACAUUAGCUGACUCUUUACAGGAAGUGUUUAUGAAGGCUGUGCAAGUCACAUCCAGGGAGGUGUGACUAGGGUUCAUAAACAAAGUUAUUUAACUUCUUAAUGGUAGAGAAUUGAGCAGUGAGACUGCAGGGGCAUGAUCUAUACACCAAAACUGUUUCAUUAAGCUAAAGUUGUUUUGGGGACUAUAGUGUCCCUUUAAAUACUUUCAAAUGCUUUUCUGAAAAUAUUAAAUCAAGGCCUAUAUUCCAAGUUUUGUUAUUUUGGAAUGAAUUUAGAAAAAAAAUAGAAUUCAUUUUUUCCCCCAGUGAAUAAAUCUCUAAACAUUUUUAUGAAUUAUAUGUUCAUUUUGUUAUAGUGUUCAUUUAACUUGGAAUUUUUAUUGUAAAUCACAUAAAUAAUCUCACCACUUUGUUUUAGUUCAAUUAAUUUUUAACUUGACUGCUGUUUUUUUUAAUAUGAAAUUGUUAUUUUUUUGGUACAAUACUAACUGCACUGGAAAGGCAUAUAUUCUGCAUAAUUUAACGUUUACAUAGUCAGCAAAAGUUCACAAAGCUAAGAAUGCAUUCGUACUGAAUCAAAAUGAUUGUUUGUUUGAAAAUGCUGUUUAUUUAUUUUUUGCAGAUAUUGUUUCAUUGAGA
Pelobates cultripes (western spadefoot toad) is the source of this 13366-nucleotide messenger RNA. NCBI's taxonomy places the organism in Eukaryota, Metazoa, Chordata, Amphibia, Anura, Pelobatidae. The record is from the annotation of a GenBank genome assembly.